Messenger RNA from Folsomia candida, 1253 nucleotides. RefSeq names its product splicing factor 3B subunit 4 (gene Spx). Gene Ontology annotation, molecular function: RNA binding. The record is from RefSeq and is a predicted model, not a curated record. NCBI's taxonomy places the organism in Eukaryota, Metazoa, Arthropoda, Collembola, Entomobryomorpha, Isotomidae. The transcript is spliced from 11 exons. Gene Ontology annotation, biological process: positive regulation of mRNA splicing, via spliceosome. Gene Ontology annotation, cellular component: nucleolus; U12-type spliceosomal complex. Bases 151 to 1008 code for a protein of 285 amino acids.
AAACACCGCUACUCAAAUAAUAGCAUCUCUCUCACAUGAGACAAUUUUAAUUUCUAAAAAUCUUGUUCAUAUUUUUGAAAACCCACAAUUCAAUAUCCAAAUUAUAUUUAGUGUUCAAAAAUUAUCUUUAAGGGAAUAGGAUAACUAAAUAUGAAUGCACCUAUAGCGGAGAGAAAUCAAGAUGCUACGGUUUACGUUGGUGGGUUGGAUGAGAAAGUAUCCGAGAGUUUAUUGUGGGAACUUUUCGUUCAAGCAGGGCCUGUGGUGAAUGUGCACAUGCCAAGGGAUCGAGUCAGUCUCAACCAUCAGGGCUACGGAUUUGUGGAAUUUAUUGGAGAAGAAGAUGCAGAUUAUGCCAUUCGUAUUAUGAAUAUGAUCAAGCUGUUUGGAAAACCGAUACGUGUAAACAAAGCUUCAGCUCACACUAAAAAUCUGGACGUGGGAGCCAACAUUUUUAUCGGAAAUUUAGAUCCAGAAGUGGACGAGAAAUUAUUAUACGAUACAUUCUCUGCAUUCGGUGUAAUUCUUCAAACUCCGAAGAUAAUGAGGGACCCAGAAAGUGGAAAUUCCAAAGGAUUCGCUUUUGUUAAUUAUGCAAGUUUUGAGGCAUCGGAUGCAGCCAUUGAAGCGAUGAAUGGUCAAUAUUUAUGCAAUCGUCCGAUCUCAGUGUCAUACGCCUUCAAGAAAGAUUCCAAAGGAGAAAGACACGGGACUGCCGCAGAGAGACUACUUGCCCAAACAAAUCCUCUGGCACAAACUGAACGUCCUCAUCAAUUAUUUUCUGAUGCUCCACCCCCAAUGGCAACACUACCACCUCCUCCACCACCAAACUUUAUGCCACCACCUCCCUCAGGAAAUCACUUACCUCCACCACCUCCCAUGAUGAUGGGUCAAAUGGGAAACGUUCCGGGGGGUCAGUUUUUUCCUGGGUGGCCAAUGCCUCCUCCUCCACCAUUCGGACAUGGCUAUAUGCCUCCUCCACCUCCAAACAUGCCUCCCAGGGUUUAGAGAGGAUAUGUACAGCCUGUCAUUCAAUUAUGAUUCUGCAUCACUAAUAAUUAUAUUACUUUGGUUGAAUAUUUUUCAACUUUAAGUUUCAUUUAAUUUUUUUAAUAUGUAGGUGUUUAUUAAUUUUUGACAUUUAAUUUGGAACAAUUUACAUGUUGUGCAUUUUAUGAUCAUGCACAUUAUAAAUCUCUUAAGUGUGUGUGCAACAUAAAUUCUAAUAAUAAAUUGUUUAACAAAAAAGAAAA